This is a messenger RNA of Rasamsonia emersonii CBS 393.64, 1035 nucleotides long. RefSeq lists its product as uncharacterized. Lineage: Eukaryota; Fungi; Ascomycota; Eurotiomycetes; Eurotiales; Trichocomaceae. The record is from RefSeq and is a predicted model, not a curated record. Gene Ontology annotation, cellular component: NuA4 histone acetyltransferase complex. Bases 1 to 1035 code for a protein of 344 amino acids. The transcript has 6 exons.
AUGUGGUGCAUCGAAUGGUCCAUGAUCGCGACUGACGGUGCUGCUCCAAACGUCGGAGACACUUCUGGUCAGUCGUAUCCUAAUAUUCAGAUCAGCAGAAUAACUCCAGAGACUAUAUUAGCUAUCCCUCCGUUUACUCCGUACUCGCUCUCUCCGCGCGGACUGAUUGGCGGCUCCGAUCCGAUUGCCUGCACUCUCCGCAUGGUAUCUUGCCCUGUCGCAUUCGUUUUUUCCGCCCUUUCUUUUCAACGAAAGAAGGAGCUUUGGUUAGGGAGGAUGGCGGAAGACGCCCCUCCGGCAUCAUCAGCGCCGGCCAACGGCGCGGGGACAACCGCGACCGCGACUGCGACCACAACCGCGACCACCACAGGGGGUACGAGCAGUGGAACAACAACAGCAACGACAACAACGACAACGACAGACCAGAAUCAGAAUCGGGGGUUGCCGUACUAUGAGAAGCUGCGGAGAGAUUUGAGAGAUUCGUUGCAGAAAAAGCGGAUGAUGGACAAGAGCAUGGCCCAACUAGAAGAGCAAAUCUACCGCUUCGAGCAGUCGUACCUUGAAGAGACCAGCGCCGGAAACAUCAUCAAGGGAUUCGAUAACUACAUCAAGGGAGCCUCUGCAGGAUCCAAUGUCGGGGCAGGAGGACUCUCCAUGGCGGGGAGCGGCGGCGCAGCCACAAGACGCAAAGCGCAGGUGUCUGAUCAAGACCGCGUGUUUUCACGCAGUUCGGCUAGUUUCAUGAGGGACUCCCCAGCCCCUUCAUCCGCGCAGACCACUCCCUCCCACGCACCGACCCCGACAUCGAGCCAUAACAACGGCACUGCCAGCGCCGGUCUGAGCAGCACCAAGUCUGGCGACGGCAAAGCCGGGCCCGCCAGCUCGAAGAACAAGAAGAAAUCCAGCGGCGGAGGCUCCGCCGCCGCUCGGGAUGGUAGCAACAAAGAGGAAGACGCGGACGGGGCGGACGGUGCCGCUGGGGAAGGACCGAAACCGCCAACGAAACGAUUAAAGAUUAGCUAUGGGAGGGAUUGA